UAAACUCAAUAUGUUUCACCACCAGAUCCACCGCUCGUUCAACACCAUCAACAAUAACCACCAAUUACACCUUCCGAAUCUGUAACAUCUCCUCGAAAUCACGGGCCCUGGCCGGUGGUCCUCUCCGCCCACACUCAGGCCCUCCCUAAUGACACUAAUGUAGAGGGUAAUGAGCGCACCACACCACCCUAUAGCCUUAUAACCUUUGCACCAGUUACUAAGCGGAACACAUAUUCUCAAAGUGAUUGACACACACAUGAAACUCCCUCCUUUCCAUACUUCAUUCUCCACCCUAUCUAGACCCACAUGGAAUUCUUCACAAACCACUCUCCUCAUCAAAAACCCAACUCUAUUGGCUAUAGAAUCAUGCAAUUCAAUGCCCAUGUUGAAGCAAAUUCAUGCACAAAUGACACGAACAGGCCUCAUUUUUCAUGUAUUCCCAUUAAGCAGACUCUUAACCUUCUGUGCAUUAUCCGAAACAGGAGACCUACCUUAUGCUCAACGCCUGUUUAACCAGUUCCCUAACCCCAACGUUUACAUGUGGAAUAUCAUGAUCAGAGGGUAUUUAAAAUCACAAUUGCACGUAAAAGGUUUGUCUUUGUUUCGUUUAAUGGUUCGGAAGUGUGUCGAAUUGGACCGGAGGAGCUUUGUGUUUGGUUUGAAGGCGUGUGAGGGUUUAGGGGUUGGGGAAUCGGUGCAUUGUUUGAUUUGGAAAGUGGGAUUUUGUUGGGAUUUGGUUGUGCGGAAUGGGUUGGUUCAUUUUUAUGGGGAGAGAGGGCGGUUGGGUUGUGCACGCAAGGUUUUCGAUGAAAGUCCUGAGAGAGAUGUUGUUUGUUGGACUAGUUUGAUUAAUGGGUAUGUGAAGCAAGGGAUGUCGGAUGAGGGGUUGCGAGUUUUUGAAUUGAUGAAAGGUAGUGGGGUUGAGCCUAAUGAGAUCACGAUGAUCGCCGUGUUUUCUGCGUGUUCGCAGAAAGGGGAUUUGGAGUUGGGGAAGUCGGUUCAUGAUUAUGUUAAAAGGAUGAAUGUUAACAUGAGUCUUAAUUUGAUGAAUUCGGUGUUGGAUAUGUAUGUUAAAUGCGGAUCUUUGGUUACUGCAAUAGAGAUUUUUGAGAGUAUGAGAAUCCGGGAUGUUUUCUCGUGGACGAGUAUGAUUAACGGGUAUGCUAAGAAUGGGGACUUGGUUAUGGCAAGGAAGGUGUUCGAUGAAAUGCCUGAGAGAAAUAUUGUAUCGUGGAAUGCGAUGAUCGCAGGCUAUUCUCAAAACAAUAAACCAAAGGAAGCUCUAGAAGUCUUUUAUGAAAUGGAAAAUGCAGGUUUGGUUCCUUUAGAGAGCACUUUAGUAUGUGUGCUCUCUGCUUGUGCUCAAUCGGGUUGCUUGGAUUUAGGUCAAUGGUUGUACUCUAAUUACUUCACGCGAACACGUAUUCAUCUUACGGUAACACUAGGAAAUGCGUUUAUAGACAUGUAUGCCAAGUGUGGGAACAUUGAUGCAGCGGUAGAGCUCUUUAAUAAAAUGCAAGAUAAAGAUUUAGUAUCUUGGAACUCCAUGAUUGUCGGUUUUGCUUCCCAUGGGCAUGCAGUGAAAGCCCUUAAUGUUUUUAAACAAAUGCGAGAAAUGGGAUACAAACCCGACGAGAUCACAUUUGUCGGUGUGCUAUCAGCUUGUAGUCAUGGAGGUUUACUCGCUCAAGGAAGACGUUACUUCAAAGAGAUUGAGAACAAUUACGGGUUAAAACCAACAGUUGAACAUUAUGCAUGCAUGAUCGAUUUACUUGGAAGAAGUGGGCUUUUGGACGAAGCUUAUGGACUGAUAACGGAAAUGCCGAUGGAACCUGAUAAAGCUGUUUGGGGUGCAAUUCUUAACGCCUGCAGGAUGCACAACAAUCUUGAUCUCGGUAAACUUGCUACUGAAAAACUCAUAAAUUUAGAUCCAAAUGAUAGUGGUAUUUAUGUGCUUAUGGAGAGUUUAUGUGCUACUAGAUGUGAAUGGGAUGAAGUAAAAAAUGUUAGAAGUAUGAUGAGAGGGAACGGUGUUAAGAAAACUCCGGGUCGAAGUUCUAUAGAAGUGGAGGGCGAGUUUCAUGAGUUCUUGGUUGCUGAUAAAUCACACCCGAAAUCUGAAAAUAUAUACAAAGUGUUGGGUGAAAUAAUAUUGUUUUCGAGGUUGGAAGAUGCAUCCGAUGUUAACUUGUCUUUUGACUAGUGUACAUGCAUAGUCUAGACCGCUAGUGCAAGUUGUGUUUUACCUCGUUUAUUUGGUGGGGCACUGAGUAUUCUGAUGAUGGCUUCUCACUGUUAAAAGAAAAAGUUCAGAAAUAAGCCCUAAGAGCUUAUAAGCUACGUUAUUUGUAUAUAGGCUGGUAAGAAACGAACCGAUACCAAAAGUCUUGUAUCGUAGUGAUACCAAUGUGUGUUGGAAAGGUGUCCCUCCCCAUGAGGUUGAGGGUUCUAGUCCCAUUGUGGAUGAAAGGUGGAGGUUUAGGAGUAGAAUUAGUGGGUUUGCCACUCAAAAAAAAAAAAAAAAAAAAAAAUAAUGAACCGAUGUUCACCCAUAGAUACAAAUGGGGGUCACAAGACUGUACGCUAGUCGUUUCAGGGUUACAAAUGCAGCCAUGGAUCAUACAAACACACACAUGAUUAUAGUUGGUUCAAUUAAACCUUAAUUGUAUGAUUUUGUGACAUUAGAUUUAAAUUUUCAGACAUUUGUUUUGGACAUUCAUUCAAAUGAUGCAGGAUUUGAUAUCAAGUGUACGAUUUAACUUGUUAAACUCAAGAGCACUUGAGUAAUUAUAUGAAUGAUGAUGAUUUCCUACA
Messenger RNA from Helianthus annuus (common sunflower), 2814 nucleotides. RefSeq names its product pentatricopeptide repeat-containing protein At2g22410, mitochondrial. Gene Ontology annotation, biological process: RNA modification. The transcript has a single exon. Gene Ontology annotation, molecular function: protein binding; RNA binding. The record is from RefSeq and is a predicted model, not a curated record. NCBI's taxonomy places the organism in Eukaryota, Viridiplantae, Streptophyta, Magnoliopsida, Asterales, Asteraceae. The coding region runs from base 257 to 2203 and encodes 648 amino acids.